Messenger RNA from Physella acuta, 1388 nucleotides. Its product is annotated as microtubule-associated proteins 1A/1B light chain 3A. Lineage: Eukaryota; Metazoa; Mollusca; Gastropoda; Physidae. The record is from RefSeq and is a predicted model, not a curated record.
CUUCCGGUUUCUAAAAUAAGUAAACAAGACUUCACUAUUAAAUUAACUGGAGAGAGGGUUAACAAACCAAAAUAUAAAAGUCAAAAGUAGAACUACUACUAGAUCUACAGAUUUCUUUUUGAGAUGAUGCCUCAAAGCAGUGGUAACAAUAGCCCGACAGAAAUUGAAAGAAGACUAACAUUUAAAGAAAGGAGAACACUUUCUGAGCGAAAGAAGGAUGUAGAGUCUGUCAGAAGUGCUCACUCAAAUAAGAUACCAGUCAUAAUUGAAAGAUAUGGAGGGGAAAGAAACCUUCCUAUCAUGGACAAAUGCAAAUUUCUGAUUCCAGACAAUUUAAACAUGAGUGACAUUGUGAAGAUAAUCAGGCGCAGGCUACAGCUUUCACCAUCUCAGGCCUUCUUUCUACUGGUUAACAAUCGUAGCAUGGUGAGUAACACCACACCCCUGGUGGAUGUGUAUGAGCGAGAGAAAGAUGAAGAUGGAUUCCUCUACAUUGUUUAUGCCUCCCAGGAAACUUUUGGUUCAGUCUGAGAUUAGAUCUCUUCACAUGUUGAUACUGUUAUAGCUCUUUGAUGAUUAGAGAUUUUAAUAUAAAUAUAAGUUAUAUAAAUAUAAGACAAUUUCUGUUAGUGAAAAAAAAAUUAAGGUUUUCUUAAAAAAAAAUUACAUGUAUGAUCUGAAAUCAGUUUUUUGUAGAUGUCAAAUCUAAUUCUGUUUCUAAAAGUUAUCAAUUUGGAAGUUGUUGUUUUUUCUUCUAAUAUGUAUUCUUAUAAAUAAGAUUAUAUUCUCUUGUAAUAUGAAACAUUUUUUAACUCUUCCUAUAUGUUACUAAAUAAAAGUUGACAUGAAUCUAAGAAAAUUUCUUCAUAAGCAGCUUUAUUGCAUCAGACAUGCAAAAAAAAAAAAAGAAUCGAAUAUGCACAUUUCAUAUUCAUGAGUUCUAUAUAAAAGUAUAUUUUGUUUAUUUAACCCCUUUAAUGUUGGUGCGACCUAGAUGAUGUUAUAAAGCUGAUAAAAGUCUUACCACUUGGGGAAUAAUUAGAAUCUUGCUGCAGUGUUUUCUUUGUAUUUGUUUUAUUUGUCAUCUGACUGAGCAAUAUUUAUCUCCCAUUUAUUUUGUUACCUAAAUUGAUUAGAAUUCUUACUAAAGCAACCCAAAAACCAUGAUAUUCAAAAAAAUGAAAGGAGCCUGCAUAAACUGGUGGUUUCUUCAUUUUGUUCCAUAUCAUAAUUUACCUAAAACUUUGUAUAGACCAAACACCACACUUCCUGCUAAAGCUCUGUACAAAAUGUGUGUGGUGAUGAUAUUCCGAAAGAAAAAAGAAAUUAUCUUGUAAGUCAGCAUUAUUUAUUUAUUUUAUUUUUAUUGAGAUAAAAAAAUAUUUGUA